GUAGACACCGAGCGCGUGUGCCAGAGAGACUGUUCAGUGUGGCUUAGACUUCAGCCGGACAGAGUCUGGGCUAUACCUAUCGUUCCCGGCGAGCAACACACUUGCAGCCAAUGCAGUAUUACGCUCAAUGUCAGUUACGAUGCGUCAAUGAGCCAAUUUACAUAUAAACUUCAGCAAAAAUAAUUAUCAAAAUAUUGAUGGAAAUGUUAUUUUAAGAAUAAUAAAAAAGAAAAGAAACGCUUCAGCUGAUAACAAAAACCAUCGUGUCGUGGGACGAAUGUCAAGAAAUGUUCCGAGAAAGUGGAAGCUGUGUCUAGUGAUAACUCUCGGAGAUAUAUCGUUAUCGCGACUAUAAAAAUCACUUGAAGUUCGAACCCAAACGAUAAAGACGCGGAAAAGAAAAAUAGCUUUAAAACACAAGCUCUAGUCAUAAAAUAUUUUAAACGGCCUAAAUAUUUUCGAUAGUAAUCUGUUUUACAAAGAUAAAGUAUAUAGAAGUUUGUCUUUUAAUUUUUUUACAUACAAUUUAAAUUAAGAUAGUGCGAAAGUGAUAAUAUUGCGAAAAAACUUAACAAAAAUACGUGACAAUUAACAAAAUGCAUUCCAUGCGUGCACAUCGAGCGUUGAACAAGCACAAAACUGCAUUACAAAUAUGGAAAAUCGCAAUGAGAUGCUUCGGCACGGAUGUGGAGUACAGACCAAUCAGAAGUGUGCUUGUCGCCAAUCGAGGAGAGAUUGCCAUUCGUGUGUUUCGUGCUUGUACGGAACUCGGCAUCCGCUCCGUGGCGAUUUACUCGGAGCAGGAUAAGAUGCAGAUGCACCGUCAGAAGGCAGAUGAAGGAUAUUUAGUUGGCAAAGGAUUGCCACCCGUUCAGGCUUACCUGAAUAUUCCCGAGAUUAUUCAAGUAGCUAAGGAAAACAAUGUCGAUGCCAUACAUCCUGGUUAUGGAUUUCUUUCCGAAAGAUCGGAUUUUGCUCAAGCGGUCACCGAUGCUGGCAUCAGAUUCAUCGGGCCUAGUCCUAAAGUUGUCCAACAAAUGGGGGACAAGGUGGCUGCCAGACAAGCCGCAAUUGAAGCUGGAGUGCCCAUCGUUCCGGGAACAGAUGGACCGGUAACAAGUUCAGAUGAAGCAAUGGAAUUCUGUAUGAAACAUGGGCUUCCGGUUAUCUUCAAAGCCGCAUAUGGAGGCGGUGGACGAGGAAUGAGAGUCGUGAGACAAAUGGAGGAAGUUCGUGAGAUGUUUGAUCGUGCGUCUUCUGAAGCAGCGGCUGCUUUUGGAAAUGGUGCGAUGUUCAUUGAGAAAUUCAUUGAAAGACCACGUCAUAUUGAAGUUCAAUUACUUGGGGACCAUGCUGGCAAUGUCGUGCAUUUAUAUGAACGUGAUUGUUCUGUACAGCGUCGUCAUCAGAAGGUUGUCGAGAUUGCGCCAGCUCCAGCGUUAUCACCCAAGGUUCGCGAGAAAAUGACCGCAUACGCCGUCAAAUUGGCAAAACACGUUGGUUAUUCGAAUGCUGGUACUGUGGAAUUCUUAGUCGACGAAUCUGGAAAUUUUUACUUUAUCGAAGUUAAUGCCAGAUUACAAGUUGAACACACGGUGACCGAGGAAAUAACCGGAAUCGAUCUCGUGCAAUCUCAAAUCCGAAUCGCUGAAGGCAUGACAUUACCAGAGCUUGGUAUGACACAGGAAAAAAUUAUAUCUCAAGGAUUUGCCAUUCAAUGCCGAGUAACAACGGAAGAUCCAGCUAAGAACUUCCAACCAGACACCGGAAGAAUAGAAGUUUUCCGUUCAGGUGAAGGUAUGGGCAUCCGAUUGGACGGAGCCUCCGCUUUCGCCGGUGCUAUAAUUUCGCCGUAUUACGACUCCCUUCUUGUUAAGGUAAUUGCCCAUGCUGGCGAUCUUCAAUCAUCCUGCGCUAAGAUGAAUCGAGCCCUCCGCGAGUUUCGUGUGCGCGGAGUAAAAACAAAUAUACCCUUCCUAUUAAAUGUCCUGGAAAAUCAAAAGUUCCUUAACGGCAUCGUCGAUACAUACUUUAUCGACGAGAAUCCCCAGCUCUUCCAGUUACAACCGAGCCAGAAUCGAGCACAGAAAUUGCUCAACUACAUCGGUUCUGUCCUUGUAAAUGGUCCGAGUACACCACUAGCUACUCAGCUGAAACCAGCAGACAUCAAACCACAUAUUCCGCAGAUUGCUCUAGACUUUGCUAAGCUUGCAGCUGCAGAAGAGACCAAUGAUCCUGAUGCACCAGAAAUUAUGGAUCCUCCAAGAGGAUUCCGUCACAUUUACAAGGAGCAAGGUCCGGAAGCCUUCGCCAAGGCUAUUAGACAGCACAAAGGUCUCCUUUUGAUGGACACUACGUUUCGUGAUGCCCAUCAAUCCCUUCUGGCAACUCGCGUACGAUCGCACGAUUUACUGAUGAUCUCCCCAUUCGUUGCUCACAAAUUCAGCAAUCUUUACUCGCUAGAGAACUGGGGAGGUGCAACUUUCGACGUGGCCCUAAGAUUCCUUCAUGAGUGCCCUUGGGAACGAUUGGAAGAUAUGCGCAAAGCCAUUCCUAAUAUUCCAUUCCAAAUGCUGCUGAGAGGCGCCAACGCUGUCGGGUACACGAAUUAUCCUGACAACGUCGUUUUCAAAUUCUGCGAAUUGGCUGUGAAGACCGGCAUGGAUAUUUUCAGGGUAUUCGACUCGCUUAAUUACCUGCCUAAUCUUAUUGUUGGUAUGGAGGCCGCUGGAAAUGCCGGAGGUAUCGUUGAAGCGGCGAUUUCCUACACGGGUGACGUAAGCGACCCGUGUCGUACCAAGUACAACUUGAAGUAUUACACCGAUUUGGCGGACGAAUUGGUCAAAGUGGGCACUCAUGUCUUAGCGAUCAAAGAUAUGGCUGGAUUGCUUAAACCGAGAGCAGCGGAGAUGUUGAUCGACGCAAUCAGGCAGAAACACCCGGAUGUGCCUCUUCACAUACAUACGCAUGAUACUGCUGGAGCCGGAGUAGCUUCCAUGUUGGCCUGCGCGAAGAGCGGUGCCGAUGUCGUGGACGUUGCCGUUGACAGCAUGUCCGGCAUGACUAGCCAACCCUCUAUGGGUGCUGUUGUUGCUUCUCUUCAGGGAACGGACCUUGACACAUGUUUGGAUCUCCCUGAUAUCUCCGAGUAUUCCGCGUAUUGGGAACAAACGAGAACGCUUUAUGCACCUUUCGAAUGUACAACAACAAUGAAAUCCGGAAACGCAGAUGUCUAUCUCAAUGAAAUUCCCGGGGGCCAAUAUACGAAUCUGCAAUUCCAAGCUUACUCGCUCGGUUUGGGUGAGUUUUUCGAGGAUGUGAAGAAGGCCUACCGACAGGCAAAUCUCUUGCUUGGCGAUAUCAUCAAAGUCACACCGAGUUCCAAAGUUGUUGGUGACUUGGCGCAAUUUAUGGUUCAAAACAAAUUAAGUGCCGAUGAUGUUGUGGAGAGAGCCGAGGAAUUGUCAUUCCCUAAGUCGGUGGUCGAAUUUCUUCAGGGUGCUAUUGGUGAACCCUAUGGAGGAUUCCCUGAGCCUCUUAGAUCAAAGGUUCUUAAGGACAUGCCACGCGUACAAGGCAGGCCAGGUGCGAGUUUGUCGCCUCUGGAUUUGGCUGCUCUGAAGAAGGAGUUACAAGAAUCUCACCCGCAUGUCACCGAAAAGGAUGUCAUGUCAGCCGCGCUUUACCCUAAAGUGACGAAAGACUAUUUGAGUUUCAAGGAACAAUUUGGUCCUGUAGAUAAAUUGGAGACCAGAAUCUUCCUCACCGGACCUAAAGUAGGUGAAGUGUUUGAUGUUACCAUCGAAAAGGGCAAAACACUCGGUAUCAAAACUCUGGCAGUUGCCGAGGAUCUCACGAAAAAUGGUGAACGCGAGGUAUUCUUUGAAAUGAAUGGUCAGCUAAGAUCAGUGUUCAUCAAGGAUAAAGAAGCUGUCAAGGAGUUGCAUGUGCAUCCAAAGGCAACAAAAGGUGACAGCAAUCAAUUGGGAGCACCAAUGCCCGGCGAAGUCAUCGACAUUAGGGUAAAAGUGGGUGACACUGUAGAAAAAGGUGCGCCUUUGGUCGUACUAUCCGCUAUGAAGAUGGAGAUGGUUGUACAGGCGCCUAGAGCAGGAAAAAUCAAGAGUCUUGAAAUCAAUCUGGGUAUGAGAUUAGAAGGAGAUGAUCUCGUUUUAACAUUCGAAUAGACUUUUAUGCCGAUAAGAUAGAUCGUCUCUGGAAAUCAAAGCGC
This is a messenger RNA of Pogonomyrmex barbatus (red harvester ant), 4231 nucleotides long. It is a transcript of the gene PCB, whose product is annotated as Pyruvate carboxylase. Gene Ontology annotation, biological process: gluconeogenesis; pyruvate metabolic process. The record is from RefSeq and is a predicted model, not a curated record. Lineage: Eukaryota; Metazoa; Arthropoda; Insecta; Hymenoptera; Formicidae. Gene Ontology annotation, molecular function: pyruvate carboxylase activity; ATP binding; metal ion binding. Gene Ontology annotation, cellular component: cytoplasm.